CGCACGGGGUGACGCGACCCGGCCCAGCAGCCGGCUGCGCUCUCCCCUCGCCGAGGUGCUGACACUCCGAAGCACAAAGGGGCGCGUCCCGAGUGUGCGACGCCGUUCCGGCAUACCUGCAGCCCUGUGAGUAGCGCGCGACACCUCGGAGUCGACCCGCUGGCCAAGCUCGGCCGCCCUUAGGCGCGUGUCGCAUUGCUUUUCAGCGUGACACCGGGGCCAGCCACCACCUAACAGCAACUUUACAGCUUCUUACAGCCUUUUCCUGUGUUCUGUAAGUUUGGCCUCGUGGUUUUCUAGAGACACCGCGUGGGUUUGGGGGCAUCUUUAACAAAACUCUUAAGCAUUUAAGUUGAGACUUUAAAUUUUCUGCUGUUUCCCUUUAGAAGACAAGUUCGGAAUAAAAACCAUGUUUUUUCAUUUGAAUUUUAUUAACGUUUUUGUUAGCUGUGUUGAUUUCUUCCUAAUCUCGAGAUUCUUGGGGUCAACAGCAGCAUUCCUGAGUCCCCAGGAACCUCUGAUCUCCCCUGAUGACCCGGGCCCCUCUUCCUUGAGGACGCGGGGACUUUGUCUAUUUCGAGACUACCUUUGCUGUGGCUGGUUUUGACAAAUGAGGGCUGAGUGCACUCGGAACAGGAAAGAGGCCAGUUGAGAAGCAGCAGAAAUACAGAGUUAAAAGCAUUUUUGCUUGGUGAGCACUUAUGUGGUGCUUGCUGCAUACCAGACAUUGCUCCAAGGGCUUUGCAGAUGUUGGCCCAUUUAAUUCCUUGUGACAGCUACUGUCAUCCCCAAUUUAUAGGUGAGGAAAGCGAGGCGGAGGUAGGCCAGGUGCCUGCCGGUUAGGGGUGGAGCCAGGAGUGGAACCCAGACAGUGGCUCCAGGGUCUGCCCCAACUGUGACACCCGAUGCGGGAACGCUUGGUGAGGCGGGGGUUGGGUGCUUGGCUCAGAGGCUCACGUUGGCAAUCCCAGGGGCCCCCAGGCACCUUGGCUCCUGGAGCUUAAGUGGGAUGAGCUCAGUCCCCGUUCCUGAAGCCCCUUGGACUUCAGUGUUCGUCCAGGUGUUUCCCUCCACACCCAGCUCUAUAAACCCCCCGUCUCUCGCACAGGUCCGAAAGGCUGCUGACUGCAUCCGCGGGCAGGAAGCCAGCCUGCCGGCCUCCGGGAACAGGCUGCUGCUUAAGUACCAUCUGGUUUGACCUGGUGGGGCUGACAGUCUACCCGUCUUGUUGUUCUGACAGUGGGUCUGUGUACCCCGGGCUCCUUCACUGGCAGCGUGAGAAGGGUCGAGAGGCGCAUGUCCCACAUGCAUGUGAGCCGUGUCCACAGUGUGUGCUCGUGCUCCGAGCAUUUCAGAAAGCCGUGGCUUUUCAGAGGCCUGCUUAGUAGUGAGAGAGCAGGAAGUGUACAACUUGUCUUUAGGGCAGGCGGCAGACCGGAACCGGUCCUUGGCCUCUUAGGAACCGGGCCGCACAGCUGGACGUGAGUGCUGGGCGGGCGAGCCAGUGAAGCUUCAUCUGUGUUUGCAGCCGCUCCCCAGCGCCAGCAUCACCGCCUCAGCUCCACCUCAGAUCCUCAGGCGCUAGAUUGUCAUAGGAGCACCGGUCCCUGGUGCCACAGAGGUUGGGAACCGCUGCCCUAUAGCACAUCUGGGUAGGCUUCUGCCGGGCAAACUUCUCAGCCCUUAAGGCCCCGCUCAAAUGUCCCGUCCCUCACGCUCCCUUGGCAGUCCCGUGCCUACGGUAGCGCUUUGACACAUUGCUUAGGCUACCAAGUUGCAUGUCACUGACUUAUGCUGCUGUGUCCCUGCCUGGUGUAAUGCCUGGCUUUUUUUUUUUUUUUUUUUGAGUAGAAUUGCUGGAUCAUAGAAAAAACUGUAUUUAAUAAGAAACGGUCAGAUUUUUUUCUGAAGUGGUUUCAUUGUUUCGUACACCCACUAACAAUGUAUAAAAGUUUUGGGGGGUCUACUCUGUCACGGUCACAGCAUCAUCGUUGCAAGUGGUUUUUGUUUGUUUAUUGUGAUAUUAUUGUGACAAAAGAGCUUAGAACAAAUUGACCAAAAAUCAGAAGUUACGUUGCCUCGGUGCGGAUGCUCUUGGUUUGGAAACUCAGAGUAACUGCUGCCGCAGAGGUGGAGAGCAGAGCGAAUAGCCCGAAGCCGAGGCACAGCGGGCCUGGCACAAUGCCCGGCACAGGUAGCGCCCAGGGCACCUUGGAGCAUCGGUGACAGUGGUUCUGUCGGUGGCAGCAUGUGGGAAAGGUGGACGUAUUCGUUUUCUGUGGCCGCCGUAACAUUACUACAAACUGCGGGGGGAGGGGUUAAAACGGCAGGGAUUUAUUCUCAGUCCCGGAGGCAGAAGUCCGGGAUCUGGGUGUCCCAGGGUCGUUCCCUCGGGGGCUCUGAGGGCGGCCCUGUCCCAGGGCUUUCUCUGAGCUGCUGCUGGUCUGGUGGUUCUCUCCACCCACGCCAUUUGUCCCCUCAUCUCCAAACCAAGUGGCCACUUCUGCAAGGUUCUUAGUUCUGGCGUUUCUCCUGUCUUCGCCGGCCAGAUGUCUCUCACAGUUCCGGACGGUGGAAGUCCGGGCUCGCAGUGCGGUGGGUUCCGUUCUUGGUGAAGGCGGGGACGCUGCCAUCUCGCACCUGGGGCAGAGAGCUGUGGAGGCUUCACGAGGUGCUCUCCUGCCUUCCCUGUCCUCUCUUUCCUCCACGCUGGCGGUUUUCCCUGGGGAUGCCUUCCCGGCUCCCCGAAUCCCCCCUUCCCCACCUCCCACCCGGGGAGCUGGCAGGGCUGGGGGCUUGGGACCUCAGCUCCCUCCCCCGUGUGGCUCUGGGCCACGCCCAGCACCCUGGGGUCCGCUAAGCCACUUACCAGUGUCCAUUUGCUUGCUGCUUCUAGAACCCUGUCGCUGGCUGCUGAGUGUCUGCCUCGCUCACCCCGCUCCCAGCGGGCCCGCGGGGGUUGGUAGCUCAGUGCACAUCCAUUUCGCUGUCUUGCACCCGACGCUUCCUGAGUGUGUUUAACUGAAUUGAGACAGGGCUCUGUGCCCUGCUUUUUUUUUUUUUUAAUAAACAUUUAUUUUUACUAGUUUCAAGUAUACAGUACAUCGCUUGGACGUUUACAUAGUUCAUAAAACGAUCCCCCGAUCGCUGCUUCUCCUGCCCCCCGCCCAGCCAGCGUGUCCGUGCCGGCCGCGCCCCUCUGCCGUGCUCCCCAUCCCGUGCGCUUUUUUUUUUUAACACUUUAACAUUUUCUCCUGCUGACAAAUUUUGUAGCAUUUCCUCACAGCUGAUAAAAACUACAAAAACGUUUGUAAUCUGCUUAACGUUUCAGCAUGUGGUUCUACCAUAAUUCGCUUAAGUCUCUGGGCUUUGGCCAUGUAGCACCCCCCCCGCCCCCCUUUUUGAGCUAUUAUGAGCAGCACUGAACUGCGUGUCCUGUGCAGAAAACAUUUUAGCGUGACGUCCUGUGUGUCCUUGGGACGGAACUCCUGGCGGGUUGCUGAAGCCGGGCAGUCCUGUGAGGGCGGCUUUCGGGGAGGGGGGGAGGCUCUCGGGGUGUUUUUCCUUUGUUAAUUAGUUGGAGAAAGAAUCAUAAGGUGUGAAUGGCCAGCAUGCCCUUCACCUGCCCCCAGGUGAGCCUGGCAGGCAGCUCGGGGCCCACAGUGCCCCCUGGUGGUUCCCGUCCCCGGUGGCUCUGGUCAAGGUGGGAAGUGCUGAUUGGGGUGUCAGCGCCCCAGCAGAGAGGAGGCAGUUGCACCGUGAAGCACAGAGCGAGAAGGGCCGGCCCUGAAGUCUCGGGUGCUGGGGAAGCCAGGCUGGGGAGGUCACCUAGCAGCACUGACCUCGGCCCUAUAGCGUGGCGGGGCCAGGCCCUCUGCACCCUGUCACCCGUGGUGGGAGGCUUUGGGCCCGGGGUGCUGUAGGAGCGGACGCAGUCAUAGCGCGUUAGGUGGCCGCAUUGCACAGGCAGAGGCCCUGGGGACAGUGUGCUAGGCUGUGCCGCGGUGGCAGGCGGGUGGCCCUCUCUGCCCCCUUGCUGCCAGGGCCUCACCUGCUCGGGGGCUGGCAGAGCUGGGCGCUGGCCAGGCACAGUCUGGCGGAGACGGGCUUUUCCUUCGGAGAAUUUCUGAGCGAGGCCUUUCUAUGGAGCGCGUGUUUGCCUUGGGCUCAGUUCACCUCGCCCUCCCAAGCAGGCCGAUGGGUUGCAGGCCAGGCGCUGCCCCGUCUCUUCACGUCCAGGUGGACGAUGGUGUACCCGGGCCCGCCUGCCUGGAUGCUUGCUGGACCCUGGGCCCGCGGGGGCGGCCAUGGCUGCCUUGUCCCCUCUGGGCCGCCCUGCCUCACUUCUCGGGGCAGUCCCCGCCCAUGGUCCCGUCAGGCCUUCCUCCUCCUUCCCCUGUCACCCUUGGGGUGCCCCCCCCCAGUGGCCAUCCCGAGGAGGUGGCUCUUGUUGGUCUUCGUGACACAGUGCAGGGACGUGAGCACUGCCCCCGGAGGAACCCCGUGUGGUCGGCUUCACAGACCUCACACCCUCCAGACCAGGCUCAGGGCCCAGGGCCCUGCUGUAGCUUCUUCCCACCCUAGGUGGGUGGGCGCACCAUGCUCGGGGGCCCUAGACAUGGUCGUGCAGGCUGCGCGGCCUCAUCUGCAGGCGACAGCCUGGGGCCGCGGGGUUCUGACCCGGCACGUGGAGGGCUGUGUGCUCUGCACAGGGCUGCGGAAUGCUCGGUCCUGCUGGCUGGGGCUGCCCAUCGGAGUGACCGCGGGACGUGGAGUACUCAUGCCAGUGACUGGAGCCAGCACCCCCAGCCCUCCUCCAGGCCACCGCAGACGCCUCCGCGCUCACGUCUGCUUCUCCCACAGAUGCUGGACGAGAACCACCACCUGAUCCAGUGCAUCCUGGACUACCAGAGCAAGGGCAAGACGGCCGAGUGCACCCAGUACCAGCAGAUCCUGCACCGGAACCUGGUCUACCUGGCCACGAUCGCAGACUCCAACCAGAACAUGCAGUCCCUGCUCCCCGCCCCACCCACGCAGAACAUGAACCUGGGCCCCGGGGCGCUGGCGCAGGGCAGCUCCAGCCAGGGCCUGCACUCCCAGGGCGGCCUCAGCGACGCGGUGGGCUCGGGCCUGCCCCCACCCUCCCUCCUGCAGGGCCAGAUCGGCAACGGUCCGAGCCACGUGGCCAUGCAGCAGACAGCGCAGAGCACGCUGCCCACCACCUCCAUGAGCAUGUCGGGUGGCGGCCACGGCUCCGGGCCUGGCUACAGCCACUCGGGACCCGCCUCGCAGAGCGUGCCCCUACAAGGCCAGGGCGCCAUCAGCAACUACGUGUCCCGGGCCAACAUCAACAUGCAGUCCAACCCAGUGUCCAUGAUGCACCAGCAGGCGGCCUCGUCCCACUACGCCUCGGCGCAGGGCGGCAGCCAGCAUUACCAGGGCCAGCCCAUCGCCAUGAUGGGCCAGAGCGGGCAGGGGAGCAGCAUGAUGGGGCCGCGGCCCCUGGCGCCCUACCGGCCCUCACAGCAAGGCUCGUCCCAGCAGUACCUGGGCCAGGAGGAGUACUACGGCGGCGAGCAGUACGGCCAUGGCCAGGCCGCCUCGGAGCCGCUGAGCCAGCAGUACUACCCCGACGGACAUGGCGACUAUGCCUACCAGCAGUCCUACUCGGAGCAGAGCUAUGACCGGCCAUUCGAGGAGUCCACACAGCACUACUACGAGGGCGGAAACUCCCAGUACAGCCAGCAGCAGGCGGGGUACCAGCAGGGCACAGCCCAGCAGCAGGCGGGGUACCAGCAGCAGUACCCCAACCAGCAGAGCUACCCGGGGCAGCAGCAGGGCUACGGUCCAGCCCAGGGGGCGCCGUCGCAGUACUCCAGCUACCAGCAGGGACAAGGACAGCAGUACGGAAGCUACAGAGCGUCGCAGACGGGCCCGUCCGCGCAGCAGCAGCGGCCGUACGGCUACGAGCAGGCAAGGCUUCCGGUGCUCCCCCUGCCCACGCGGCCAGGUGUCCCUGUGGGCGCGAGGAGCGAGGAGGGGGCCAGCUGGCUCCUAGGGUCCCUUCCAGCGCCAGUUCUCUGAGCCCGUAAGGUUUGUAAGCACUCCCUCUCCGUGGACGCCCACGCUGCUCGCACGGCGGGCUUUUCCUGUCGUAAGCGCGGGUCCUCCCCGCGUCCCCGGAGGUUCGCGUGUGCCAGCGGAAUCGCUUCUGUCGCGUGCCUGGGACGCUGCAGCGGCUACACAGAUGCGGCUGCACUUUCAGGGCCUGUGUGUCACCAGACAGAGCGGGACGCUGUCUGGGGGCCUGUGUGGAGCCAGGCAGAUAGUCCUAGGACGAGGACCCAGAGGGCCGAGGGACGGCGACAGGUGGCAGAGCGGGCUCAGACCACGCUGGGGAAAGCCGCUCGCCGCCCUGCCGUGUGGGUCUGGGCGGGAGCUCGCCACCGGCGUGCCUGCUGCGCCUCCUGCAUCUCACCCUGGACGUGGUCCGCGGCGGGGCCUGUCCCCCUUUGGGUGUGGACCCCUUUACUCAUGACGAGAUACAACCUGUGUCCUGGUCUCUUGCAGGGCCAAUAUGGAAAUUACCAGCAGUAAGGAACACGCGUUCUUGACGGAGCCUUGCCGUGGCGUGUCCGUCCACCAGGGACGGGCCAUUGGUGGUUCCGGCGAACUGGGACCCGUUGGCCGCCCCUUCGCCCCACGCAGCGUCGCAUGUGAAGCGUGCACAUUUCGUGCUGGGCAUGCCACCAAACAUGCACCGAGGCACGAGACAGCACCGCUGGUGUGACUUACCUGGUGCUGUGUAUAGUGUUGUACGUCCACACGGUGAAUGGAGAGGCUGCCCCUUCUUUGUCCCCCCUCGGUGUUUCUAGCUAGCUUUAGGGGUCCUCUCGUAAUCAGAGUAUUCUGAGCCCAGCGAUGGGACGUCUACAAGAUGCCAUAGUCCGCGUAUUCAUACACACAGACCAUAGGUCUACUCCUCACGCAGUUGUAAUGUGGGUUGUGAACUUGUCUCUCACGGGCUCCCCCGCAGCUGGACACACUCGCACAGCCCUGGACGGCGGCCUCUCCCUGCGCCUCAGUGGGGGGCGGGGCACCUCCUGUGUCUGGGUCAGUCUGUUCCGCAGUGGAAAGUCUGAGUGUGCUUCACGUGAACGGUCCUUGCCUGUGUCCCUCGCCGAUCCCGCUUCUCCACAAAGUUACGUUUUGCUUUUAGAGUCAGGAGCGCCCAUGGCUGCGUUCCAGGUGUGGGUCCACGGCGGCAGCAUCCCAUCAGCCCAGCCCGGGGGGCGGCCGCACCGAAGCGAAGCAGGAAGUCCUCCGGUGUGGCUCUGCCUUUGACCCCUGUUUAUCCUGACGGUCAUUUCUGGGAUUUGAAUAUUUCAUAGGCCCAAUUCUAAAUUUAUCAUUUAAAAUAUCGAUACCGAAUUUUCCAAACAGUUGGCACGGUUGUUUAUGUUGUGUUAUUUCUUCCAGGAUCUGCUUGUUUAGAUCUCCAAGCGAGUGUUUCUUUUCUUUCAGGGAUAUCUGAAAUUCACAUCUCAGUUUUAAAAAGAACCCCAGUAACUUCACUGUGUUCUUCCUAGGGAAAAAGGAAAGGUUUUAUAUAGAGAAAUUUGAGUAAUUUUUACAUUCCUGGGACGUUGAAUCCCAUUUAAAUGCUGUGCAGACGUUAAAGACAGCUCACUUGGAAAAGUCUGGUCAGAGGAAAAAUCCUGCAUUUCACUAAGUAAUACCGACAGUUUAUUAACUUUUACUUGGAUAAUAAUAUCCGUAUUUACUGUGAAUCCUUUAUGGACAUCUUUGAAUAAAUGCUGAUAUAUUUCCAAGAACAACCAAGAAAAUA
Messenger RNA from Pteropus alecto (black flying fox), 7849 nucleotides. RefSeq names its product SS18L1, nBAF chromatin remodeling complex subunit (gene SS18L1). Gene Ontology annotation, molecular function: transcription coactivator activity. The coding region runs from base 4600 to 6084 and encodes 494 amino acids. Gene Ontology annotation, cellular component: nucleus. The record is from RefSeq and is a predicted model, not a curated record. The transcript has 9 exons. NCBI's taxonomy places the organism in Eukaryota, Metazoa, Chordata, Mammalia, Chiroptera, Pteropodidae. Gene Ontology annotation, biological process: positive regulation of transcription by RNA polymerase II; positive regulation of dendrite morphogenesis.